UUUUAUUAAUUAACCAGAGUUUAAUAGAUGUCGUUUUGGAAAGGCGAUUGGCCAUUGUAUUGCACGUGUCGCCGCUCGCCACAUUUCAGACACGCGGGAGAACACAAUUAUUGAAGAGUACGAUUUUAAAUUGAAAGGAAAGUAAAUUGAAACACGUGGCUUCCGAGAAACUUAGAUUUGUUAAAGGAUUAUUAUAAGAAAAUCGAGAUUUGCACCGGGUUUACCGGCUCUCCAAAUGAGGUUAUAUCGUCCUGUGUCAGUAACGUGUGUAUAAACGCAACAUUUUAUACCCAUUUUAUAUGGUAUUCCAUGAUCCUAUUCUUGAGUUAGGAAGAAUUGAGAAGUUACAAGACAAUUUCUGCGGAAAUGGCUGAAACCCCCUUGAGUUUAGGCGAAAAGACGUUUAUUCUCCACGGAGUUGACCUUGAUUUGAGAAAUGAUGGUAGAUCCAGAUGCCAGUACCGUUCCAUUGAAAUCGAAACUAGAUUGAUGCAGCAUACACAUGGAUCUGCAAGAUUACGCAUAGGCAAUAUCACGGAUGUGUUAGUCAGCGUGAAAGUAGAGAUUGACACACCAUACGCCGAGAGACCAAAUGAGGGCAAACUAGAUUUUUUUGUAGAUUGCUCUGCUAAUGCUACACCUGCAUUUGAAGGCAAAGGUGGAGACGACUUGGCGACCGAGAUAAGCAAUGUUCUUUCCAUGGCCUAUCAGACAUCGGAUGUCUUCGAUUUGAGACAGCUGUGUAUCCUGCCGCAUAAAAAAUGUUGGAAAAUGUAUGUGGAUAUUUUGAUUCUCCAAUGUGGUGGAAAUCUGUUCGAUGCUGUGGGUGCUGCAGUGAAGGCAGCUUUGUAUAAUACUGAAAUUCCAAAGGUGAUUGCAGCAACUCUCGAUGGUAGCGAACCGGAUAUUCAAGUGUCGGACGAUCUUUACAAUUGUAUUAAAUUGGAUGUCACAAAUUAUCCAUUGCUAGUAACAAUAUGCAAGAUUGGAGACAACUUCGUGAUAGAUCCAACGUCGGAAGAAGAAUCCUGCAGUAUUGCUAGUAUCCUUAUGUCCGUUAUGCCGAACGGCAAAGUGACAUCUGUAGUUAAACUGGGAUAUGGCAGCUUGUUGCCUAGCACCUUGAUUAAAAUGAUGCAGGUCGGCAAGGAUAUCGGACUCAAGCUAAACGAAGCUCUUAUGAAAGGAUUAGAAGAGGAAAAUAAACUCGGUCGUAUGAAACCCAUAUAUGGCUUUCUUAGAUAAUCCAUCCGUGCACAAUACGUUGAUUUCAGAAAUAUAUUUUUUUCGAAUUCUUACUUUGGACUUAUCAGGCUGUGCCGUACUUAUUAUUUAACUAUUUACGUUACAGCACAGCGUUUUUAAACUUCUUUUCUGGUGAUUUCUACACUUGCAAAAUUUUAUAAAGUUUCACAACAAAGAGAGAAGACUAUAUUUUUAUAUUUUUACCAUAGUAAUAGUAUUCGGUUUAAUUGUGCGUGUGCAAAUAUGCAGAGCAUAAUAUGUGAAAAAAAAUCAUUGCUGACUUUAAAAAACGAUCUUCGUAAGGCGUUAUGAAAGGUGUGUAUAUGUCAGUCAAAUAAACGAUACAUGUGUAUAGAUUUCAACUAU
Pogonomyrmex barbatus (red harvester ant) is the source of this 1611-nucleotide messenger RNA. It is a transcript of the gene Rrp42, whose product is annotated as exosome complex component Rrp42. Gene Ontology annotation, cellular component: nuclear exosome (RNase complex); cytoplasmic exosome (RNase complex). Lineage: Eukaryota; Metazoa; Arthropoda; Insecta; Hymenoptera; Formicidae. Gene Ontology annotation, molecular function: mRNA 3'-UTR AU-rich region binding. Gene Ontology annotation, biological process: rRNA catabolic process; nuclear polyadenylation-dependent rRNA catabolic process; U4 snRNA 3'-end processing. The record is from RefSeq and is a predicted model, not a curated record.